CUCAGCCAGGAUGACAUGACGGUGGUCCUGAAGACUCUGAGUGAGAACCUGACAGAGAAGUCUGAUGCUGUUCCACCUCCAGCUCUUCCUUCUCCCUCCACUGAUCUAUCCUCCGACACCGUAUCCAACAAAGAGUCCAUGGGCUCCGGAACCACCGGACCAGCCAGCAGCAACACAGUGGUGACGGCUGCUGUUGUGGAGCCCAGAAAAAAAAGCAAGCUGAAGAGCACACUGAAACUAGACUUCAAGUUCGACUCAAUGACACUUGUCUUGUAUAGCCCUAAUGGGAAUAUGUUACUAACGCUAGAUUCACACGAUGAGCAGCUGAAGUUGGCCGAGUUUACUCUGGACACCAUCUCCACCUCCGUCCACAUGUUCUCCGACAGCUCCAUGAAGGCCUCAGUACGACUGGCUGCCUGCCUUCUAGAUGACAAGAGAACCAGAAUCAAAAUGGUCACCCCGAGGAUGAUUGCAAUGCGUCCUGGUGCAGAACAGAACAUGAUGGUGGAGGUGAACUAUCGUCAGGGCCGUGAAGGCACCACUCUGGACACGCUGGUGCAGGACGUGUACCUGUGUGCCAGCAUGGAGUUCCUUCACAUCGUGGCAGACAUCUUUCUCAAUGCCACCCAGCAAGGGUUUGCUCAGGCGCCACAACCCAAGACCAGUACUGGACCGGGAGAGAGAAAGAAUAUAAACUCCUCUACAACAUCUAAAGAGUCCACUGUGGCUCCAGCUGUGGUUUCAAAGACAGAGAUUAAUGUUAUGGUGCGCAACCCGGAGAUUGUGUUUGUGGCUGACCUGACGCGCGCCGACGCUCCGGCUCUGGUGAUGACCACGCAGUGCGAACUAGUGAUGAAGAGUAGUGCAGAGGGAUCACAGAUGACGGCUGUUAUCAAGGAACUCAAGGUGGUGGCGUGUCCAUUCUUGAGAGAGAAGAGGAAAAACAACGUAACGACAGUGCUACAGCCGUGUCAGGUUUUCUUCCAGACUUCUCAAUCCCUCACCUCCCCUCAGGCUAUGGAGGUCUCCAUCAAUGCUCUAACAUUAAAGGUAUCUCCAAUCAUCAUCAACACAGUGAUGACCAUCCAGUCUGCGCUGACUCCCACAGCGGAGACCCCCGAGGAGCUGGCCAGUCCGAUCCCUGUGGACCUGUGGAAGAAACGGGGCUGGAAGGAGCUUAAACUGUGGUUCCUAGAAGAAGAGGGGGAUGAAGACACAAAGUCACUGGCCCCACUGAUACCAACUGGAGAGUCAUUACAGGUGACCAUUAAAUCGAUCUGUCUGACUCUGGAGGCUGGAGUGGGACACCGCACGAUCCCAAUGCUCCUGAUCAAGUCCUCCUUCCAUGGAGACGUGGCAAACUGGUCCACACUUAUUAACUUACACAGCGUGCUCAACCUGGAGGUUCACUAUUACAACGAGGUGCUGGGAGUUUGGGAACCGCUGCUGGAGCCCUUAGAAGAUGAGAAGGAUGGUUUUAGAUCAUGGACUCUUGAACUGAAGAUGAAGAAGAAGCCAGUGAACUACAUAGGUUCAGAUGAGGUGGAUUUUUAUGUCCCAGACUAUAAGACAGUCAUUGUCAUCAGCAGUAAAGACCAGCUCAACAUCACCCUCUCCAAAUGUGGGCUGGCCAUGUUGAGUAACUUGGGCAUGGCAUUUGCAGAGGCUGCCAAACAGACAGCUGACUCCUUCCAGAAGGAUGAGGCUCCCUUCAUAGUGAAGAACCGCCUCGGCCUGCCAGUGUCCGUCCGCCACAGUGAGAUGUUUUGUCCAAUCGGCCAGCAGGGCACCAACCGCACAGUUGAGCUGGAGGAUGGGCAAACCCUCGGGUUGGACUAUUUGACCACAACAGACACAGACCAGUUCUCAGCCAUGAUUUCCUUGAGUGGAAGAGAGUACUACAUACAGCCCACUCCGAUGGGUCACACCUCAGCCAGCGUGAUCCCCCUGAUCAAGGUGGGCCGGGGGAUGUACAAUGUGAUGCACAAAGACUCAGGAGUCACUCGUUUCCUGGUCUGUCAGAUUUACACUGUGGAGGGCAGCAAGUACGUCAAGAUCCGCUCUCCAUUCCAGAUCAUCAAUCAUUUCUCAAUCCCAUUCAACGUUUUUGAGGGAUCAACAUGUCUGGGUAAAGCUCUCCCUACUGAAGAGUUCUGUGUGCCUUUGGACUCGUAUAGGUCUGAGCUGAGCCUUCGGCCGAUAACAGAGGAGGACACUGAUGAUCAGGAGGAGCAGUACGAGUGCUCAGAGGGUUUCAGCUACGAAGACUUCCAUGCUCAUGAGCCCGACACACGCCUGCAGCAGACCUGCCGUCGGCGUGGAGAUCAGGGUGGUGUUCUGAUGGUCAACAUGGUGCCAUCGAGAGACGCUGUGACAUUCAAACACACUGGAGAUGUUGGGGAGAACUUCGAUGUUCCCUUUGUGCUUCAUCUGUGGCCUUCCAUCCUGCUGCGCAACCUGCUGCCUUACCCCAUCUCUUACAAACUGAAGGACAGUGGUGUCUCUGCCCCUGAGGCCACUCUGAACCAGGGCCACUCUGCCCAGCUUCACACUGCGGUCAUCAACCAAUCAAGUCUCGAUCUGUGCCUACUGAACUACUUGGAUCAGGACUGGUCUUCUGAGUACAGGUUGGACUUUGAUGUCAUUCAUUGUUGAAG
Notothenia coriiceps (black rockcod) is the source of this 2657-nucleotide messenger RNA. Its product is annotated as vacuolar protein sorting-associated protein 13A-like. NCBI's taxonomy places the organism in Eukaryota, Metazoa, Chordata, Actinopteri, Perciformes, Nototheniidae. Gene Ontology annotation, biological process: autophagy; protein targeting to vacuole; protein retention in Golgi apparatus. The record is from RefSeq and is a predicted model, not a curated record. The transcript is spliced from 15 exons. The coding region runs from base 16 to 2655 and encodes 879 amino acids.